CAAGCCGAGCAGGAACCCACAUAGCAGGAACAGAGCGAUAUAGCUAGAUUCUCGUUUAAAGUUCCAAUAUAGACGAUUUAGGCUAGGAGAUACAGAUUAGCAAAAUAGCAAUGUUAUGAGCAACUGUCAAGUUAUGUGUAUACUUGAUCAUAAUUGAAUGGUUUUCAGUACGUUUCUAAAUUAAAGGAAAAUACACCACUGCGAAGAUGUCGGUACCCGAAGGAAACAAAAACACGAACACGGAAGCAUGGGGAGGAUUUGAUGACAACCUGAUCCAGGGCAGUGGAUCAGCGGUGAUCGACAUGGAGAACAUGGACGACACCUCGGGCUCCAGCUUCGAGGACAUGGGCGAGAUGCACCAGCGCAUGAAGGAGGAGGAGGAGGUGGCGGAGGAGGCGGAGGCCACUGAAGAGGACACCGGGGAGGACGGGGAGUUCCUGGGCAUGAAGGGCAUCAAGGGGCAGCUGGGACGGCAGGUGGCAGACGAGGUGUGGAGGGCAGGGAAAAGGCAGGCAUCCAAGGCCUUCAACCUCUAUGCCAACAUUGAUAUCCUCAGGCCCUACUUUGAUGUGGAGCCCAUUCAAGUCAGGAACAGGUUGAUGGAGUCAAUGAUUCCUGUCCGAAUGAUCAACUUUCCACAGAAGAUUGCUGGGGAGCUCUACGGGCCGAUGAUGCUGGUGUUCACCCUGGUGGCCAUCCUGCUGCACGGGAUGAAGACGUCUGGAACCGUGAUCAGAGAGGGUACCUUGAUGGGUACGGCGAUAGGGACCUGCUUUGGCUACUGGCUGGGCGUCUCGUCCUUCAUCUACUUCCUGGCCUACCUCUGCAACGCUCAGAUCACUAUGCUGCAGAUGCUGUCUCUUCUGGGUUACGGCCUCUUUGGCCACUGCGUGGUUUUGUUGGUCACCUACAACGUCCACUUCCACUCCCUCUUCUACAUCCUGUGGCUGGUGAUUGGAGGACUCUCCACUCUGCGAAUGGUGACGGCGCUGAUCUCCCGCACCGUGGGGCAGACCCCCCGCCUCAUCCUCUGCGGCACUCUGGCCGCCCUGCACAUGCUCUUCCUGCUGUACCUGCACUUCGCCUACCACAAGAUCGUCGAAGGUAUUCUGGACACCCUGGAAGGACCCAAUGUUCCCCCCAUUCAGAGAGUGGCCAGAGAUUUGCCUGAAGUGGCGAUCAGUCUGGUUAAUGGCACAGUGAAGUCACUUGGCAUUUCCAUGUAGGCACAGUGUUGCGGUGUACAUUCAUCUUUGGGGCUGAAAGCAUGAUUAUGCUGGUCCCAUUUUAAAAGAAUUGGUGAGGGGGGGGGGGGGACAGAAAUGAAGAUUAUGUGUUUGUUCUUGGGCUCCAGAGAGGCUGAACAUCAUUUAUUUCUUUCAUGGAUGGGGAAACGUCUUUGAGUUAACUGUCAUCCAAGUACACAUUGGUGACCCAUAAAUGUUUGUGUCGGCUUGAAGAUAACUCCCCGUCACUUCUCAGUACUCUAUAUUGAGAAAGCACAUGCAAAAACGUUUUAUGUAGGCUAACACAAUGGGUAUAACAUUGGUAACAUUGCCAAUCAACCCCAACAUGCCUUACAAAAGGGAUCAUAACAAAAAAAAGAUUGUUCCUUGACAAAGAUUGCUGGAACAGCUCCCAUAACAGGAGAAUGCUAAUUGUCAGCAAUAUUUUCUAGGCUCAGCAUAAGCAUGCCUCCUUGUUUUGGAAGAUUUGAUGUUUGUUAUGCGUCAACUUUCAUUCCCACUUGAAUCCCAGAGGUUUUCUGAGAACACUAAACACGUUAUAUACCUAAAGAUUGGCGACUGUGUGUGAUGGUCUUUUUGGUUCCUAAAUGCAAGGAAAAGAACAGUUAAGCUCGCUGUAGUCACCUUUGCCGUGUAAGACUGCUGAUAACCAUGGCAUCCAAAGGUUUAGGUGAAGUGUGUAUGUUUCUUUGUCCAUUUCAGACCUGGGUCGAAUAUGUAUUUGUUUUGGAUUCAAAUACUUUUCUGCGCUUUACUGAUCUUGUCUGGUGUAUUGGAACCAAUUAAAUGCUCUCAAAAAGUGCAAACCCCGCCUUCUGGUCAUAAUGGAAGGGUCAGUUACACCAGGCAAGAUCAACAGAGCACAGAAAAGUAUUUGAAUCCAAAACAAAUAAGUAUUUGACCCAGGUCUGGUCCAUUUACUGGAGAUAUUUGAGACGUUGCAAAAAGUAUGUUUUGGAAAAAACACGUAUUUAUUAGAGGUGUUAUGACAAUAAUACAUAGAUGAAGGGCUGGACAUUUGUUGAAAGAAGACUGGGAUUUUCAUGAAAGAACUGGUGGAACCUGAUGAGAUGACACGUGCACCAUGUUAAAAUAUUUCUCUGUUUGAACGGAUGAUUUGCUGUGUAUAACUGUUCUCCUCAGCAAGCGAGAAUUGCCUUUCUUACCCAUCAAGGAAGUAUGUAAUAGUUCAUGUAUCCACCGCAAAUCAAUGUAAGUCUUAGGUUUAUAUUAAGAAAAUUGAAGAUGCUUUUGGAAAGUAUUGAAGGUAUUCGUUUUAUUUCUUUACCUCUGCAUUCUUCUAUUAAGUCUAUAAAAUUGGAUGUCGUAUUCCCAUGGUCAUUUCAGAUGUUCUUGUAGAGUAAGGUUUAGUAAAGUCUUUUUCUCACUAUCUUCAGUUUUCUUUCACGUGUGUACAUAUAGAGGUAUUGUACAGAAAAUAAAGCUAAUGUUUAAAGAA
Molecule: messenger RNA, 2706 nt
Organism: Anguilla rostrata (American eel)
Lineage: Eukaryota; Metazoa; Chordata; Actinopteri; Anguilliformes; Anguillidae
Gene: yipf3
Product: Yip1 domain family, member 3
Exons: 9
Coding region: 207-1226 (339 amino acids)
Cellular component (GO): Golgi apparatus
Source: RefSeq, a predicted model, not a curated record